This is a messenger RNA of Williopsis jadinii, 364 nucleotides long. RefSeq lists its product as uncharacterized. The coding region runs from base 40 to 258 and encodes 72 amino acids. NCBI's taxonomy places the organism in Eukaryota, Fungi, Ascomycota, Saccharomycetes, Phaffomycetales, Wickerhamomycetaceae. The record is from RefSeq and is a predicted model, not a curated record. The transcript has a single exon.
GCAACAUCAACACCCUAACCGUUCCAGAUUUCAACGCCUAUGGUGUUCAAACGGUAUGGUGGUGUGGUUCUCACAGGUGUAGCCUCGGCUCCGGCGAACAACAUUGACACAGGUUGGUUUAGCUGGUGGUGCCCAUCGCCAGACAAAUCCGGUGCUGGGGAAUUCGUGCCCCAGCCUCCAGGUCCCAAAAGAAAUUGCUCCUCGUCCACAAGUCACACGUCUAGCAUAGUCCAUAGGCGGUAUUACCAUAGCAGAUAGACGAGUUGCACCAUGUCACAGGCAAGAAGAGUUGUGAUCACAGGAUUGGGUAUGGUUUCGCCUCUUGGGGUUGGGGUCAAGAGAAACUGGGCAAGGCUAUUGGCUG